Molecule: messenger RNA, 6846 nt
Organism: Megalopta genalis
Lineage: Eukaryota; Metazoa; Arthropoda; Insecta; Hymenoptera; Halictidae
Source: RefSeq, a predicted model, not a curated record
GUGCGGCACACCGGCGCAGCAAUCGCUUCCGCUUCCUCUGUUUCCGUCUCGGAUCGUCCCCGCGCCGUGGGGACCGCACGGGGAACCAUGCUGCGGGACGCCGGUUGACCCGCGGUCACGAUUCGUCGCCAACGGACCACCGUCACGCUGGCCGGAAGUGUCGCGGCCCGUGGGUGAUUGCCUCCCGAUCGUCUCGUCUUCGGACCGUCGCGUCGGCUCCCUGUGAUCCCGGUUACGCUCGCCGGUUACUUCCGGUUACGUUUCUCCGGCUUCCGGCCGCGAUCGCCGGCUUCCGGCGAGCCGCGUUCCGCGGACUUCCGUCGACUUCGGCCGAGCCGAAUCGGACUCGAUCGGAGAUCGCGGUCGCCCCCAGCGUCGUCGAAUCGCGACGAUCGAGGUCCGAGGAAAUUUCAGGCACCCCAGGAAGGUCGAAGAAUUUUGCGGGACUCGUUUCUGCGAGAGGUUCGAUGCGAUAGCGAAUUCUUCGUUCGGGUAUCGGCGUCGCGUGGUUAGGCGAACUUGUGCCGCAUGCGACGACGGCUCUUUCGUUGUCGGCUACUGUCGUUCGAGAAGAGUGUAGAAGCUUUUUGUGCGGAGUUCCGAGUUUGGGUUGUAUGUCGAAGUCCGUCGGUAGAUCGACUUGUUCGGUUAAGCGUGGCUCGCGGAGGAGGAUGGCUUAGACGCGCGAUCGGCGACAGUGCGUUCACCAUCGGGACCAAGGAUAACCGAGGCGAAAGGACCGCCGAUCGACCGUGCAUCGACCCUUUGAACUGGUCCACCGGGUCCACGUCGAGUCUACGCGGAGCCUAGAUCGCGCCUAGACCGAGCCCAGAGCGACCCCGAAGAGGACACUCGAUCCAAAUCGUCGGCGAGCUCGAGGAGAACGCUCGACACUUCGCGGACUUCGGCCCCGAAGAGGGGCGAAGCAGUGGUCAGAGUGAAAGAGGACACCCCGAGGAAGAUCCUGAGGACGACACACGGUGGCUUCGAGGACCUGAUCGAGGAGGAUGCAGUGGCGCCGACAGCGAAGGGUCACCCACGUGAUCGGCUCGUCCAAUCACGUUCUACUUUUAGCUAGGUACCAAGACGAUCCGCCGGGCGAGGAGGACGAAGAGGAAGGAUUAAGGAGUUCGCACAAUUUCGAUCGUCACAGGCAGGACGGCUACAAACCCUGGAGAAAUGCGAACGGCGGCACCAACGGAUACAAUGGCGCCGGAUCACGUUCCCACAGAGACGAGUCAGCAGGGUCGCCGUCGCAGCCGAAGACAAACUUCAACGAGGACGAGUACAUGCGGAUCGCCACGCCCCGGCAGGACAUGCUGUUCAAAAAGGGCUACUUCUCGAAGAAGAAGCUCUGGGCAGGGAACGCCAGCACGAGCGCGACACCAUCGACCACCGAGAGCCAAUCUGCUUCGCAUUCCACCGCAGGUAGAGACGGCAGCGAAACGACCGAGGACCAGCAGCUAUUGGACAGGGACUGCGGAAACGGUGAGAAUCCGCCGGUGGUGGAGCCCAGGGCGCAAUUAGGCUACGGGACGUUUUACGACCACGCGAGCGGUUACUAUUACGAGUACCCGGUGAUGUUGUUCGGUCCUGCGCCGGUACCAGCGCCGGUCGGGCCGAGUGUCCUAGCAGCCGUGCCCUGCGAGCCGGUGCCCCUGAGGCCGAUCGAAUGGAUCAAUCCCGCGUUCGUGCACAAAUUGGCCGAUCAGCCGUACUGCAUGAUGAACUACCAGUUGCAGACGGGCGCGGAGAGCGCGGCCAUGGUGCGAGAGGAGCACGAAACGAGCGAGGUGCCCGUGGAGAACACGAACGGCACGUGCAACGAGAGCGGUACCGGUACCGGAAGCGCCAGCUGCAGCGGAAGCGUGGUCGGCGAAGGCGACGAGCAGCCGGCCGAGGCUGCCGCCUCCAAGGAGAACCAGACGGACAGUGAUCUCCAGGCGGAGGAACAGGUGGAGGAGUUGUACAUGGACGAGCAAUACGUGGAAGAUCAAUGCAUGGUGAACGGGAUGGUCGACGGGCCGUACUUGAAGCCGGUGCUGAUGCAGCAGCCGGUGCACGUGUCGCACGUGAUACCGGCGGUGCCGCAACCGUACAUGUACCCGGGCCACUACAUGUUCGGCCCGCCCUUGGUCAACGUGAAUGGUGUUACCAUACAGGGAGGGCCCAUGAUCAGAACCACGAACGUGGCAGUUAUGUCGGCGGCCUGUGCCAAACGAAGGAAGAAGAAAAAGAGAAGAAAGCAGAGACUUGCUGCGGGUAACACGGAAGACGAGGAGGAAGGAGAGUACAGCUCGGAAUGUGAUACUGGUCUAUCGUCUUCCCGACUACCUUGGACAGACUGUUCAACAUCGACGACGACGACAACAACAACAACGACGACGACCAGCACGCGAACGCUGAAUCCCGAAUGCAAGGAGUUCCAGCUGCGGUCGGUCGUCGAGUUAAACGGUACACCGGUCUCCGCAAUUCCAACUUCCGGCGACACGCCAAUCUCGGCGGAGGGCUCGGCGACGAACCAGCCGAUGAGCACGUUGUCGUCGGAGACCGUGCCCGUUGACAAGGCGAACGAGUCGUGCAACGGUAUCGCCGGCGACUCGCAGAACGGCGAGGACGAGACCAUUAGCGAGAACUCUAUCCAGGUGGUCAGGUUGCCGAAGGCUCGGUCGACACCGCUGGAGGAGCAAAACGACGAAGCUAAGAGACUGAUGAACUGCCUGGCUGGCAAAGAGGAGGCACCUGUGAACACCGAGGUUACCAUCGAGGUUCUAUCAUCUAGCAACAGCAUGAACAACGCGCCGAAUGAUGCGUCGAACGGCAACGACCGCGAGGAGAUGAACGGCGUCAAAGAGGAGGUCGCCUUGAUGAACGGGGACCUGGAGUUCGAGUCGAACAACGAGGACGCGGCCUUGACAUCGAAGACGACGUCGUUGCACAACGAUGAACGAACACGUUCCAGAUCAGGCACACCAAAGACUGUCUCCGUGGAGAACACCGAGAACGGGGAGAACCACGAAUCGUUGACCAACGCUAAGUCAUCGUUACCAAAGAGAAAGUACAGCGUGAAAGGUGCAAAGUUCACGAGGGAGUCGACCCCCGGACCGGAUCUGAACGACGCCGCGGAAGCGGAGCCGGAGAAGGCGAACGACGCAACGCAGAGUCUGAAUAAUGUAAGCCCGAACGAUUAUACGAAAGAGGAUUCGACAUUCGAACGCGAGAAAACCGAGAACGAAUUGCCCAGCAAUUGCAUGUUCGAUACUGUGUGCAAUCAUUUGAACAACGAGGACCCGAUUGAAGUUUGCAACGAGGAUUCAGGGUUUGAAAGCCAAACGAGACACUCCGAGUACCCUAUCACGGAAGCGGUGACCCAGUGGCUUCGUAGAGUGAACUCGCCGGACGUGUUCAUUACGUCGACCAUUUCGGACAGCGAGUCGGAGGAUGAGGAGAAGGUGGAAGAGCCGCCAAAAAACUUGCAAGGCAACCCCAUGCCUGCACUAUCUGCUAAUAAUCGCGCAGACAAUCUAGGGUUGUCGCGCGCGACUAACUACGGUGAAUUCGCAAGGUCGGGUAACAACGUCAAGAACUUGGACCAGCCGGAUGGUACCAAUGGCGGGUCAAGGAAAAAGAAAGAGAGUAAGAAACGGUCGGGAGAACGUAGACGGGUCAGGCAUGUCGACGGCAAGCUGGAUGAGGUGGUGUCAUCGUCGGACUCGUGCGGCCAACGGGACGACUCGGUCAGAAAGAAAACUCUGGCGAAAGAUGUUGGUGAUAUUUGCGAAUUUACUGAGGAGGAUAGCGUUGCAGGUAUGAGGGUUGCGUCAAACUCUCGGAUAGACUCCAAGAGGGUCAAUGCAAGGCGAACGAAAAGACAGGGUGGGAGGUCGAACAGGGAUCCUGUGAAUAAUAACGAGAAGAUUAAGCACGCGGAUAACGAGAACGACAAUAAUGAGAAGGAAACGAACGAGGACACUGUGAACGUGAAAACGUUCGAGAAGGGUGAGAUAGUAGUGUCCGAGGACGGCAAGUUGUUGACGACUUCCGGCUACGAGACGCUAUGGAAUAACAACGCUACUGCGGUCAUGCCUGUGACCAAAAGUGAUACAACCACCAAAGAGGCAGCUAGGAGCAAAGAGAACAGAAGCAACAGUGUCGAGGAAGAGAACGCUAGUGGAAUAUUAUCCCUGGAUAGUAUAGAAGAGCUUGAUGUCCUAGAAUGCUGGGAGGCUGAGACGAUUGAACCUGUGAUAACCCCAAAGAAGAUUAUGCAAUGUCGAGGUGUAUCUUGCGAGGGCGAGGCUGGCGAGGAGGACAACACCGACCUUAAAGUCAAUGUGGACUACGUGCAGAAGUACUACAGAUUGGCACGGGAGAGUGCUAGUAUAGAAGAGGAUCUAAGCUCCAAAGUAACCGUAGAUUCAGUGCCAAAUCGUUCGGAUGACUCAAGGGCGGGGACUACGAUGGAAAGGAAAAACGACGCGAGUAACAUACCCAUCGAGGAAGCUUUCGAGGCGUACGAGAGCUGUUACACCGGGAAGUCUUCGUUCUUGAUCAUUGAUUCUAAGAUUUUUAAAUCACGAACGUUGUAUGGACAGGAGGGCGAGGGCCCUAUACCAUGCAAAGCGGUUUGUUGUAACAUUCAAUGAGGUUCGUCACGAGUACUUCACCACAGGGACACACCGGUCCCCGGUAAAAUACUGAUGUCAAGGCCGUCCUUUUCUGAGCAACGUAUGCCUCUGACGUUGUACUCCUUUUGCUGCUGGUAUAUUGAUGGACAUACACGCCAUACACGUUCAUUUUUUAUGUUCUUCAUUGCAUUAAAGAAUGUCUGAGAAACAACCCUGUGGGUGGUAGAGAUGUUCAAUGGUAUUUAGGGGCAUGCUCAAAGACAACGGUUGAUACAGCAGAAGCCUACGUGUGUUGCUAUUCAUUUUUGUAAAUAGCUUUUAAGGGGUCGCUCGCGAAUCGUGUGUCAAAGGAGACUUUUGGUAAAUUAAUUGUAUGCAUGGAGGCAUAUAUAUAUAUUUAUAUAUAUAUAUAUAUACGAUAUUUUUUGACAUUAUUGUCAACGAUGUAACACUUGGUGCACAUAUUCUUGUUUCGAUACUUUCUUUUCCUUUUGGUUUAUUCUUCGUUUUCAUUAUACGAGUAUGCGAGUUUUUUUUCAAAGCAAUCGAGCUUAACGACAACAAAGAAAUCAAUCGUUUCUUGGAACUUAUUAUGUAUAAUGGAUAGUGAGGUCUGAAAUUCGAUGAAUGAGACAUCACCGAAUCAUACAAAACUGCCUCAUACCACACUGUUGCUCUUCUGUUGGUCUCGCUGUAUUUUAUAGGCACCACACAAAGUAAUCCUACAUCAAAGUGAUUAAGGGAUAUUUUUUACAAAACUUACUCUAGAACGUAAAUUUUAAAAAGCACGAAGAGAACACCUAGCGUUUUUCCACGCACCACGUUAGAUAGCCUUUCAUUUAGGAAAGUUUCGACUGCUCGUAGUAAGUUUUAAAAAGCACAUAAAAGAUUGUAAUCUGUAAUAGUGUGCGUUGUUCGUUUGAAGAAAGAAUGAUAUAAUUCUGUACGAGAAAGAAAUGAAUAACACACUGACAGAUAUUUAGUGAUCGAUUAAACGAUCCAAAACUAUGUUUAAAGAUACAGUAAACAUUACGAUGGUCGUAUUCACAGAUGCAAUAGGAUCUUUGACUAGGUGCAGAGUAGUCGUUAAACAGAAAAUGAAUUGGUAAUGCAGUGGUUUAUGUAACUAAUAUCUAUAGCUGUUACAGAGCUGAAAUAAGAUUGUAUAUAGAUAAAGCUUUCAAAGAAAUUUCAAUUAUGAUUACUGGUUUUUGUUAAGCGAGUAAAAGACGAGCAUGUUGUUUUGUAAUAGAUGUUGCAGUCAGGAAUAGGGAAACACAUCUCACGCAUACACAUUAUAAUGUACAAGUUGCACUUGUUACAACAUAGUUCACGCUUUAGUUGAGUUGUAUCAAGUAGAUUGAAUAUCUCAGGAUGCAUAUUAUGUAAGUUGAUCGAUAGACGUGGUUCGUGAAAAUCAUAUAUGUACAUAUAUAUAUAUGUGUACAUAUAUAUAAAAUAAACAAACUUACAUAUGUACAUAUAUAUAUAUAACCCCAUAUCAUAAGGUGCGAAACAUACCUCAAAGAUACCUGUAUAUACAAAACUACUGAUCAUCCAAGCAUUAGUAACAUCAAGUAUAAUUAUAAUUAAUAAUAUUAAUAAUAAUGAUAAUGUUAAUGAUGAUAGCGGUAAUUAUAAAAAAAAAACUAUUAUCACAACAGCGAUGUAAGCACAAUCGUUCCUGCGAAGCUUUAGAUUCCCUAGGCAUCAUACACGUAAACACAAUUACACAGGACGAUUCAUAUACUUCUAGAAAUUCAUUGACAUCCGAACUACAUUAAAGAUAAAUAUAUCGCUAUAUUAAAUGCGCGUUGCAUCAAUUGUGUGCCUUAUUCCGCGGCUGCCAUUUUUGUAACCAUUUCAAAGCAUUCAUCUCGAUGAGAGAACAAAGGCUAUCGGGGCAAAAAAUGAAUACAUUGAUUUUUUCAUACAUCAAUUAACAUGGUCAUCAAGUAUUUACAACUGACGUGCAUACAUUCAUAAGCAUGUAGACAUUAACAUUGCAUCUUACACAAGUCAUAUAUUAUCGUAUAAUUAUAUUUUAGUUGAAUUAAAAAGUAAACGUGUAAGGAAUAAGUGUACUUGAAUUUUGUUGUGUUUUUGCUUAAAAAAUAUGAAUAAAAGGUUUCAAUUAAUUCGCAGCAUCAUUAAUUCUCUACCGAAAUAAUUAUUAUAAGAACGUAUAUGAACUAUGAAUAAUACACUUGAAAAAAUA